This is a messenger RNA of Diprion similis, 478 nucleotides long. RefSeq names its product histone H2B.3. Gene Ontology annotation, cellular component: nucleosome. Gene Ontology annotation, molecular function: DNA binding; structural constituent of chromatin; protein heterodimerization activity. Lineage: Eukaryota; Metazoa; Arthropoda; Insecta; Hymenoptera; Diprionidae. The record is from RefSeq and is a predicted model, not a curated record. The transcript has a single exon. The coding region runs from base 1 to 372 and encodes 123 amino acids.
AUGCCACCUAAGGCUAGUGGCAAAGCUGCGAAAAAGGCUGGAAAAGCCCAAAAAAAUAUUUCCAAGGGAGACAAGAAGAAGAAGCGUAAGAGGAAGGAAAGUUACGCCAUCUACAUAUACAAAGUCCUGAAGCAGGUCCAUCCUGAUACUGGAAUAUCGAGCAAAGCCAUGAGCAUCAUGAACAGUUUUGUCAAUGACAUCUUUGAACGUAUCGCUGCGGAGGCGUCCCGUCUUGCUCAUUACAACAAACGCUCCACUAUAACGUCUCGGGAAAUUCAAACUGCUGUUCGACUUUUGUUACCUGGUGAACUUGCCAAGCACGCUGUCAGUGAAGGAACCAAAGCAGUGACCAAAUACACCAGCUCCAAGUGAGCAUCUGCUCCUGAAUACUCAUCGGCCCUUUUAAGGGCCACCACUUAUUUCAACCAUAAAACGAAAUCGCCACUCGCUAGAAACAAUUUCCCACAAUCCCAUAAUU